Messenger RNA from Geodia barretti, 810 nucleotides. Lineage: Eukaryota; Metazoa; Porifera; Demospongiae; Tetractinellida; Geodiidae. The record is from the annotation of a GenBank genome assembly.
AUGCUUGAACGACUGAGUCUGGAUGACCAAGUUGUCGUGGUUACCGGAGGCGGUACGGGCCUCGGACUGGAGAUGGUCCGCCACCUCGCCCGAGCGGGCGCGAAUCUUGCCAUCGCCGGUCGUCGGACGGGCCCUAUCGAGAGUGCGGCAGAGGAAGUAAGAAACAUUGGGCAGUCCGCCAUCGCGGUGCCUACCGACGUGAGCAGCUCGGCUCAGGCCGAUGCUUUGAUCGAGUCUACCGUCGAGCAUUUCGGCCGGAUUGAUGUUUUGAUCAACAACGCGGCACUGGUUUCCGAUAGCAUUCCUACCCCCAUUUGGGAUAUCAUCGACGAGGACUGGCAGGCAGCCCUGGACGUAAAUCUGAGCGGCGCAUUCUUCUGUUCUCGCGCCGCCUCCAAACCCAUGGCCGACCAGGGCAAAGGCAAAAUUAUUAACGUCGCCUCCGGCUUUGGCAUGCGGGGUGGCCGAGACAUCUAUACCUAUUGUUGCACCAAGGGCGGGGUAAUCCAGUUAACCAGGGUCUUGUCCUUCAGUCUGGCCCGCUACGGGGUUACUGCCAACAGUAUCGUGCCGGGAUUCAUACCAACUGUUGGCACCGACACCGAAAUGAGGGAAUCGCUCCCCCGGUCCGGCGCAUACUUGCCCACUGGCAAGCUGGGCCAGCCAGAGGACAUUGGCCCAGUUGCGGUCUUCCUGGCAUCCCCUGCUUCCGACUACAUGACGGGAGAGACCUUUACCCUGGACGGCGGCGGCCUUGCCGGCGGCUUGGCUCCGACCGGAUAUGCUCCCACGGUUCCGCUAGAGCCAUAA